This is a messenger RNA of Anolis sagrei ordinatus, 2152 nucleotides long. RefSeq names its product olfactomedin 3 (gene OLFM3). Gene Ontology annotation, biological process: signal transduction. NCBI's taxonomy places the organism in Eukaryota, Metazoa, Chordata, Lepidosauria, Squamata, Anolidae. The record is from RefSeq and is a predicted model, not a curated record.
GAUGUCACAUCCGCGCUGGCUGGUUCCCUCUCUGCAGGGGGCCGGCUCGACUUGGUGUCCCGGGCGCCCAGCGGGCAAACUUUUCCCUGGUGGUGUGUGUGGGGAGGAGGGGGAGCAGAGGGUGGGCUGGGCCCGUGACACAGAAAGAGGGGCUUUGAGGGCGGCACCCUUCCUCCCCUCCUUCCCUCUCUCUGGCCAGGCUCCUCCGCCUGCUUGAAUUGGACAGCGGCACCCUCCUCCUGCUCCUCCCUCCUUGCCUCUUCUCCCGUUUGCUACACGGAGGCUGCCUGUGCCUGCGGAAUGAAUGAGCCUCCCCCGGGCGGCUGCUGCUGCUGCUCCCAGUAUUGUGGCGGCGGCAGAAAGUGGAAGCCACUCGAGGGGUCCCUGCAGUGACUGGAUGAAGGAGAGUCCAAGGGAGGAGAAGAAGGAGGAGGAGGAGGAAGAGGAGGAGGAGGAAGAAGAGAGCAGGCUCCGCCGUCAAGCAGCAGCAGCAGCAGCCCCGGGACCGGCAGCAUGCAGCCCUCCUCCCGCAUCCUCAACCUUUUGCUGCUGACUCUCCUGGCCGGGCUGGAUCCUUCCAAGACUCAAAUUAGUCCUAAAGAAGGAUGGCAAGUCUAUAGUUCAGCCCAAGAUCCAGAUGGGCGGUGUAUUUGCACUGUUGUGGCACCAGAACAAAACCUCUGCUCCAGAGAUGCCAAAAGCAGACAACUUAGACAACUGCUAGAGAAGGUUCAGAACAUGUCCCAGUCCAUUGAAGUUUUAAACCUACGGACUCAGAGGGAUUUCCAAUAUGUUUUAAGGAUGGAAACACAAAUGAAAGGGCUGAAGGCCAAGUUCCGGCAAAUUGAAGAUGAUCGGAAGACCUUAAUGACUAAGCAUUUCCAAGAAUUGAAAGAAAAGAUGGAUGAGCUCCUGCCACUGAUCCCAGUUCUGGAACAGUACAAAACCGAUGCCAAGUUAAUCACCCAGUUCAAAGAGGAAAUUAGAAAUCUAUCUUCAGUUCUUACGGGGAUCCAAGAGGAAAUUGGUGCCUAUGAUUAUGAGGAACUACAUCAGCGGGUGCUUAGUUUGGAAACCAGGCUCCGGGACUGUAUGAAGAAACUGACAUGUGGGAAGCUGAUGAAAAUCACUGGUCCUGUUACUGUCAAGACAUCUGGAACCCGGUUUGGUGCUUGGAUGACAGAUCCAUUAGCAUCGGAGAAAAACAACCGAGUCUGGUACAUGGACAGUUACACCAACAACAAAAUAGUCCGUGAAUACAAAUCAAUAGCAGACUUUGUCAGUGGUGCAGAAUCAAGGACAUACAAUCUCCCUUUCAAAUGGGCAGGAACCAACCAUGUUGUCUACAAUGGUUCUCUCUAUUUCAACAAAUAUCAGAGCAACAUCAUCAUCAAGUAUAGCUUUGAUACUGGGCGGGUGCUUGCUCAACGUAGCCUGGAGUAUGCAGGCUUUCACAAUGUUUACCCAUAUACGUGGGGCGGCUUUUCAGAUAUUGACCUGAUGGCAGAUGAAAUUGGCUUGUGGGCUGUCUACGCAACUAACCAGAAUGCUGGAAACAUUGUCAUCAGUCAACUGAACCAAGACACAUUGGAAGUGAUGAAAAGCUGGAGUACAGGAUAUCCAAAGAGAAGUGCUGGGGAAUCCUUUAUGAUAUGCGGCACCUUGUAUGUCACCAAUUCCCACUUAACUGGAGCCAAGGUCUACUACUCAUAUUCCACAAAAACUUCCACAUAUGAAUACACAGACAUACCCUUUCAUAAUCAAUACUUUCAUAUAUCCAUGCUCGACUACAAUGCCAGAGAUAGAGCUCUCUACGCCUGGAAUAAUGGACACCAAGUCCUCUUCAAUGUCACUCUUUUCCACAUAAUUAAAACAGAAGAUGAUACAUAAACUAUGAUCUAAUGCUAAUUCUGGCCACCCAAAAGCAGUGUCAUUUGUGCUGAACUCAAAAGCAUCCUGCUGGGUUCCUUUUCAGUUCUUUUUCCAGUAUGAAUUAAGAAAGAAAGUUUUUUCUACAGUAUAAUGUAUUCCAAAUAUGGUGGAACCUUUCUUUAAAAUGACCUGGUUGGAAUUACAGGUAUCUUUCUUAACUCUACACAAAGCCUGCCAUGACUUUGGUAUGGAAAGCACUAAAGUUGAUUCAGUGGCUAAA